AUGUCCGUUAGACUUCCAUCAUCCAUGUCAUAUGGAGAAGAAGAAGAACCAGAUGUUCUUCAAAAAAUGUGGGAGAAAUCUAAACAACAACCAUUUGUACCUUUGGGAUCUUUAUUAACUGCUGGAGCAGUAUUAUUAGCAGCCAGAUCUAUGAAACGAGGAGAAAAGUUGAAAACACAAAGAUAUUUCCGUUAUCGUAUAGGAUUUCAAUUGGCUACUUUAGUGGCAUUAGUUGGUGGUGGGUUUUAUUAUGGUACUGAAACAUCAGAACAUAAACAAAUUAGAGAAGACAAAUUAAGAGAAAAGGCUAAGCAAAGAGAAAAAUUAUGGAUUGAAGAAUUGGAAAGAAGAGAUUCCAUCAUACAGGCAAGAAAACAAAGAUUAGAAGAAAGUAAGAAAGAAUUACGUGAAUUAGCCAAACAAGGUUUCAUUGAGGAGAAAGAAUCCAAUGACGAAAAAGAGGAUUAA
Molecule: messenger RNA, 468 nt
Organism: Candida dubliniensis CD36
Lineage: Eukaryota; Fungi; Ascomycota; Pichiomycetes; Serinales; Debaryomycetaceae
Exons: 2
Coding region: 1-468 (155 amino acids)
Biological process (GO): mitochondrial respirasome assembly
Cellular component (GO): mitochondrion
Source: RefSeq, a predicted model, not a curated record